UCUACAAUCAUAAUAAUCCAAUUUUCUCCACAUUUCCCUUUAGAAAUAAUAAUGUCGAUUAUUUCAAUUUCUUCUUCUUCAACCUUCCUUCGUUCCACCAAUAUCCAAUCCCACCGCCGCCGCCAUGGAUCCAACCUUAACACAACUCACAUCUUACCUUUCCCAACUACCACUAAUCCCAAAUACUCAACUUCUUGUAGACAUAAUAUCGAUAUGGCCAUUUACAGCAGCGGCGACGCCAAUGGACUUCCACCUCUUCCUCCUCUCCCUGACACUCCUUGGCCAUUAUGGGUAGCUGGAGUGCUAAUGUCUGCAGUUCUAUCCAUUUGGCAGACCAAGAGCUAUUGGGGUCCUUUUCUAACCUUAAAAGAGAAAGUUGAUAAAGUGGUGGAUGUGGUGGAGGAGGUGGCAGAAAUGGUGGAGACGGCAGCGGAGAGAGUGGAUAAGGUGGCGGAAGAGAUUGCGGAACAUCUCCCGGAAGGCAGCAAACUCCAAAAGGCUGCAUUAUUUGUCGAAAAUGCAGCCGAAAGGAUCGCUAAGGAUGCGGAUUUGGCAGGAGAUAUUAUUGAUAAGUGUCAAGGUCUUAGGGGGAGCCUAAGUCAUUGCUGUCAAAGAAGGGAUUCUUAAUCUUAGGGGAAGCCUAAGACUCAGCUUCAGAGAAGGAGUUCUCUGUCUUAAGGGGACAUAAGAGUUGUCGAUGAAGGGAGUUCACUUAUCCAAGAAGAAGAUAAUCAAGUUGAGAGGAGUCCCACACACUAUCGAAUGUCGAAUUUUCAGAUGCUAAUAUUAACAUACUUAGGGAGAGCCUAAGUUUAGUUGAGA
This is a messenger RNA of Benincasa hispida (wax gourd), 822 nucleotides long. Lineage: Eukaryota; Viridiplantae; Streptophyta; Magnoliopsida; Cucurbitales; Cucurbitaceae. The record is from RefSeq and is a predicted model, not a curated record.